Molecule: messenger RNA, 3558 nt
Organism: Fusarium coffeatum
Lineage: Eukaryota; Fungi; Ascomycota; Sordariomycetes; Hypocreales; Nectriaceae
Exons: 9
Coding region: 1-3558 (1185 amino acids)
Molecular function (GO): oxidoreductase activity
Source: RefSeq, a predicted model, not a curated record
AUGCAGUCAAUCUCGCUUCCGUCCACCGAGCCACGGAAACGUCUAUGUUUGUCAGAUCCAAGAUGCAGACUCUGCCUGUUCGAUCUUGAAGACGAUGACGUGGUGGUUGCCUAUGUCUGGGACAAUGCAUUCACCGCCGAGUUUACCUUCUCUCGAAUGAGUUAUUACGAUGAUAGCAAGUAUUACGUACGGAUACACGCUUGCGGUGACAAGAAACGUUGCGAUAAGCAGAGCCGUCGUGUACCUUUUAUUCACGUUGACUGCCUUCGGAUCGCUCAACGAAACAUCAAAGGUGCUAUAUGCACGGGGCGGCUAACAUUCGAACCUACUGUCUACGAGCAAGUCAAGCGUCUUUCUCGCACGAAGGACUUUUUAUGUCAGAAGCUAGAUGCCGGUCUUGGGGACAAGUUGCCUGCAGAGAUCCUUGAUAGCAUAGCUGAGAUGCUCGUCCACGAAUGUGCAACUAUCACACACGAGCAACAGUCACAGCCAAUAGAGCGUGUGGAACCAACUACAUUUCUCUGGCUGCACGAAGAGGUAUAUGCAGCGUAUACUCUCCUUGACGGUGUGCGCUAUAUCAAAGAGCUCACAAACUCCAAAGACCACAUCCCGAAACAAACAUACACACUACUCAAGAGCCAAGGAGAGCCUUGUCAGAUCUGUAUUGCGGAGGACCAUCGUGGAAUUCGAGCUGUCAUGUUCUGCUCCCCGAUCACAGGCACAGCGCUUUUGGGUCCAGGUCCGAUUUCAGAUUCUUACUGGCGGGUCCUUCCGGGAUACCCUGUAAACUGGCGGAUCGCUUUGAAAUCCGAUGGCUACAAACUCCGGGAGAUCCUUGUCCCUGACGAUAUCAAACCCGACAAAGAAGUCCAAAGCUCCGUCCGCUGGGCAAGCCCAUUGCACCCGACCGAAAUCCUCACCCUGUGGAACACCAAUCACACUAGGCUAAAAGACAAGAAAGUAUUGAUGUCGUCUUUCGAUUGUAACGCCAAGGAUGUCACCGGCUACACUGUGGUUACGGAUGGAGACGACGUAGCUACUGUACACGCUCACAAGCCAGGCGAGGAGCCUAGAUUCUAUGCUGAGAUCGAUCAUUUCUGGCCAUGUGGAUAUUUCAUCUACAUGCCACUAGACAAGGAAGAAUACAUCAAGCUGAUCGCUGGACGGUCCAGCGACUCAUCGAUUCACGGCUCACAAAUAAAGAGCUCGUGCUUGGCGAUGAAAACUACCAAAGGAAGAAAAGUUAUAUUCGGUGCGGCGAAGUCAUCAGACGACUGGCAAGGCUCUUGUCCCAUCCUGUGGCCCACAACAGACGUAACACGGGUCUUUUUCAACGAGUACCGGCAUGUCUCCCUUGACUGCGUACGGUAUAUGGCAGCCAACGGAGCCGAGCAAAACCUUACACCAAACCGGCCACCUUUGGAAAUAGAAAACUUCCCAAAUGUCUGCACAAAGAAAAACGGGCCGUGGUUCAAAUCAUCAUGCAGCACGCAAGGAAUCAUUGGAAUCACGCUUUGCCGAGAUCUUGCACUAGCACACAAACCUAUCAUCGGACUACUGGCGGAAUACGAAAACGAUCAUCGGGAGUGCCUGGGCCAAUUUCGCUUUGAUAGGUCCCUGGAAAAGGUUCGACUCGAUGUGGAUACGGACUUCUACGGAAUCCCUUCCAAUGCUGGGAUUAAAACAAAGACAAUCCCUUAUGCACCAGGCCUCCCUUCUCGCCUGAACAUUGAGAAGUUCUUCCCUUCCGAUGAUCCCUUGAUCAAGAAGCAAUGGACCUUGAUGGUCAUGGCCAUGAACCGCUUCAAGGCAAUCGGCGUAGAGGAAAGGCUCUCUUACUCUCAGGUCGCGGACAUUCAUGCAUACCCUCUUCAACGUUGGGAUGGAGCCAAGCCACCUCCACAGCAUCCUAAAAACCCAGUUCCAGGAGACAACCCGAAUGGAGGCUAUUGCCAAUCACGUUUCCCACCUGGCAUCGACCCUACAUGCUGCUUUUCGAGAGGAGAGCUGGACGUUCCCAACCCAUUCUGGGGAUUCGAAAAUCCGGAGAAGGAAAAUGGUAAAGCAAGAGCUUUUGGAAAGAUGCCUGAGGGUAAGACCCAGUGGAACAUCGCAGACGAUGUUAGCGCUGGAUUUCCCUGGACCCAGUGGUCGGAUGUCAGUCGUUAUGGCGUCUUCAGCAAAGAGGGUGGCGGCUUUACAGGCCUAGAGGGUGUCAACAACUACGUUGAGGCCAACUUCAUCUUCAACAACUUCGACAAAAACUGGUACAAUCCGAACAACAAGGACCAUAAACCUGAUUUCAAGCCGCCGGGAACAUUAGCUAAUGCCGUCAAUCGUCUGUUCUCGCACAAGUAUACAGAUACCUGGGACACAUUUGCGAGUACCAAGCACUGGGCUGAGAGUGCUCAGGAAGUCAGUACUGGUUACCUUUCACUUGAGUACAUACAUAACAAUGUCCAUAAUCUUACCGGUGGAUCUAAUUUGACGAAGCCAGCCCCCGGUGCCAUUGGAUGUUAUGGCCAUAUGUCGGACGUCCCAGUCGCGGCCUUUGAUCCCGUAUUCUGGCUGCAUCACUGUAACAUCGAUCGUCUCCUGGUCAUGUGGCAAGCUUUGAAUUGGCAGGCCUGGUUUGAUCAGCCUCGCUUUAACCAGGGGAAGGUUCCAGACAAGAGUCAGUACGAUGACCUUUUGCCAUUCCACGCCAUUGAGACCGAUGAUCCGGCGACUGGGUAUUGGAGGUCGCACGACGUGAGAGACUGGACCAAGCCCCACUACCAAUAUGACGACCUCAUCCCUCUCCCUGAUGCAAUCCUUGAUGAUCAAACCCUGAAUGAAGAACGAUUCAAGUCCGAUCUUGCAGCACGCAUCCAGAAGAUCUACCCCAGUGCUCAGAAAUACUAUGAGGCUAUCUAUGCCAAUGAUGACAUCCCCAGCAAAGAUUUCUUUGGGCCCAUCAACACCGAGAAAACAACUUGGAACGACUAUGUCAUUAAUGCCAUCUAUGAUCGGUAUGCACUCAACGGAAAGUCAUAUUCUAUCCAAUUCUGGCUCGGAGGCCAAGACAACGACCGCGAUUCAACCUUCAAGUAUGAGGAGAAUCUGAUCGGUCAGGUGUACUCGUUGGGUGGAAUGGAACCCUCCAAUGAGGGCUGUGCCAACUGUGGCGACCAAAAGGACAAAAACGUCCUCUCCCGAGCUCAGGUCUUACUCACCAUUCCGGUGAUGUCUCAAGCGUUGGAUAGCCGCUAUCAGCACAUCUCUUCACCCAUAAGAGACUCGGUCGAAGGGUAUUUCAAGAGGCACCUGCACUGGAAGUUUGUUGAGAUCGGAGGCCAGGAGAGACCAGCCAGCGACUUCCGCCACACUCAGGUUUCUGUGCUGAAGGGAACAGGAAAGGCACAGGAGCCCGCUGAGGACACCCAGAAGCCUCUGCCACCGAUCUAUGCCAACUAUGAGAUUUUGUACAAACCUACGGAGCAGAAGACCUGCGGAUUGGCACGCGGGGACGAUGUUCUUGGAGAGGAUGAGGACCUUCGUUUCAGGAUAUUCGAAUAG